Radiomyces spectabilis is the source of this 1146-nucleotide messenger RNA. Its product is annotated as metal-dependent protein hydrolase. Gene Ontology annotation, cellular component: nucleus; cytoplasm. The record is from RefSeq and is a predicted model, not a curated record. The coding region runs from base 54 to 1073 and encodes 339 amino acids. The transcript has 4 exons. Lineage: Eukaryota; Fungi; Mucoromycota; Mucoromycetes; Mucorales; Radiomycetaceae.
GAAAAAGUGGCUUGCGGGCAGGAAUAGAAAGCCGCCGCUCAAAAAAAUUUAUUAUGCUCUCUCGUCUCUUCUUACAUUACCGAACUAUGCCCAAGAUCAUUGGUACUCACAGCGGUCACUUCCACUGCGAUGAAGCUUUAGCUGUAUGGAUGCUUAAGCAGAUCCCUCAAUUCAAGGAUGCCAGCCUUGUCCGUAGCCGUGACCCCGCCAAACUUGCCGAAUGCGAUGUUGUCGUCGAUGUCGGCGGUGUCUAUGAUCCCGAGCAGAACAAAUAUGACCAUCACCAGCGAGGUUUCCUCGAAACUUUUGACGCAGACCAUAAGACCAAGUUGAGUAGUGCUGGUCUUGUGUACAAGCAUUUCGGUCGUGAGUUGAUUGCCACCAUCUUGGGCAGCUCGGAAGACGAUGCUCAGAUUCAAACCGUGUUUGAAAAGACCUACAACGAUUUUGUCGAAUCUUUGGACGCCAACGAUAACGGUAUCAGCGCUUACCCCAGCAACCUCACACCCCUUUUCAAAGAAAGCCCUACAAGCUUACCUUCCCGUGUGGCCAAAAAGAAUCCUGCAUGGAACGAAAAAUUGUCUGAUCCCGAAAUCGACGCCCGUUUCGUAGCCGCCUCUGAUAUGGCCGGUGAAGAAUUGAAAGAUUAUAUUAUGUCUUUGGCCAAUGCCUGGCUUCCUGCACGCAAGUUGGUCGUGGAUGCCUUGGAACGACGAUUUGAAAUUCACCAUUCGGGCCGUAUGAUUGCUUUGGAACAGUCUUGUCCCUGGAAGGAGCAUUUGAUGGAGUUGGAAAAAGAACGUGGUUUGAUCGAUGACAAGUCAAUUUUGUAUAUAUUAUAUCCCGAAAACGGCCCCGAAGGCAACUGGCGCAUUCAGUGUGUGCCUACUCGCCCUGAAGGUUUUGAAAACAGAAAGAGUCUUCCCGAACCAUGGAGAGGUUUCCGUGACAAUGAAUUGGACAAGAUCGCCAACGUCGAUGGCUGCAUUUUCGUUCAUGCCGCUGGUUUUAUUGGUGGCAACAGAUCUUAUCAAGGCGCUCUUGAUAUGGCUCGUCUUGCCGUAGAAAUGUAGAUACAUUCUCAUUUGAUAUUUAAUCUCAACAUCCCAUAUCAUUAAACACUUUCAUUUUAUCAAUUUUCUUCAA